This is a messenger RNA of Columba livia (rock pigeon), 15179 nucleotides long. Its product is annotated as golgin subfamily B member 1-like. The coding region runs from base 113 to 14569 and encodes 4818 amino acids. Gene Ontology annotation, cellular component: Golgi apparatus. The transcript has 30 exons. Lineage: Eukaryota; Metazoa; Chordata; Aves; Columbiformes; Columbidae. The record is from RefSeq and is a predicted model, not a curated record.
GGGCGUGGCGGAUGCUGCGGGGGCCGCGCUGAGGAGGCGGCGGCCGCGGUGACCGGGAGCGCUGCGCAGGGCCCGGCCGCCCCCUCCGCCGCCGCGCAGCCAUCGUGAAACUAUGUGGAAAUGGGGUAGUGGAGAUGGGUCUCCUUCCAAAACAGUUGCUGCAGGCUCCCAAAAUGCAGGAAACAUGUCGGUGGCAGAUUUGACCGACCAGCUGACGACGACUGAACAGCUGGUGACGCAGCUAAAGGAGCUUGUCAGGGAGAAGGAUGCUGAGCUUCGAAAUAAAGAUCUGCAGUUAAAGGAGGAGAAGGAAUCUGCUGAUGCCAAACUUUCCAAGCUGAAGCUGCAAAACAAAGCCAAAGUCGCAUCAUUAACCUCGCAAUUGGAAGAACUUAAGAAACAGUUCCCGGCGUCAGGAGGUGCAGAGGCAAAAGCAGAGCAGAAAAAGGUGUCCAAAGAUGGUGACCAGGAGAACGCUGCGGCAAAUCGUGCUAAAAUAUUAGUGCUGAGGAGGAGAAUUGAAGAACUAGAAUCCCAGAUCACACAGAAAAAUGAAGAGUUACAAAGAAAGAGCGCUGAGCUGGAGGCCCAGCGCGGUCGCGGGGCUGAAAUGGAUUCCAUGCUGGCAGAGAAAGAGAAGAAGCUGGCUGAGAGGGAUGCGUAUAUCGUUGAUUUACAGAUAGCCUGUGGGUCAGCUGGUGCUGCCAGUGAAGUACUCUUGCCUAAUGAAGAACUGAAGAACCAGCUGGCUGUUAAAGAGUCCUCGCUCCAAAGCAUGCAGAUCCUAGUUCAGAACCUUACCAAAAAGGUUGGAGACAGUGAGGAAAAGUGUAGCUUGUUCCAGGAACAGAUUGAGAGCCUUAAAAAUAUUCAGAGCAAAGAAAGAGAGCAUUUCCAAGGAAAAGAAGCUUCAUAUAUGAAAAAUGUAUGCGUGCUUCAAGAUAUUAUCCAGGAAAAGGAAAAGGAACUGGAAGCACAGAGACAAAAGCAUGAGCAGGAGCUCUUUAAAUUAGCUGCUAAAUCUGAUGCAAGUGCUGACCUGGAACAGCUACUAAAGGCCUUGAAACAGAAGCUCCAUGAAAAAGAAGAGGUCAUGCUGGGAAGGACACAGGUGAUAGAUGUCUUGCAAAAAGAACUGGAUGCCAAGGACCAGGAAUUGAAAGAGAUUAGUGAAAACUUGAAGUGUCUUGUGUCUGAAAAAGAAAACCUCCAGUCUAAACUGGAUGCUGAGAAACAUGUCAUGAGAGCCCAGUUAAGAGACAUGAUGGAGAAACAUGAGCUUGAAAUGACAAAAGUUAAGGAGAAAUAUGAUGCUGAACUGCAUGAAAUUCAAGAGAAACAUGAAACUGAGCUGCAAGAGAAGGACCAGGCCCUGCUUCAACUCAAGAAACAAGUGGCAGAAUUAAGCAGUAGUGGACAGACGGACUCAAAAGGAGUUAAAGAGCUGGAGUCUGUAACCAAAGAGAGGAUGGAAGAUUUAGAAGUGCAAGUGAAACUGAGAACAGAAGAGGCCAGUAAAUCGGAAGCCAAGUUUCUGAAAAUGAAGGCUUGGUCUAAAGCGAGGAUCAAACAACUGGAGGAUGAAUUAAAAACUUUUUCAUCAAAGAAUAACGAUGCAUCUGCCUUGAACAAUCGUGUCUUGGAAUUAGAAAUCGAAAACGAAGAAUUACGGUCAAAACUGCAAUCGUUAUGUGAAAUCAGAACUCAAAAUGAAGAAUUGCUGGCGAAGCUGGAAGUCUAUGAAGAGCAGCAAAGGAAGUUGCAGGCUGACCUGGACCAAGUGACCAAGAGAGCAGCUUCACAGGCCAGUGAAUCGGGCAGCGUGGACGAGCUGCAGAGUCACCUCCUGGAGUGGCAAGAAAGCGUCGCAGAGUCCGAGGAGUCUCGCGAGCACGUCAGAGAAGAGAAAUCUGCCAUGGCCUUGAGAAUGGCUCAGAUUGAGGAGGAGAGAGAAGCCAUGGUCUCAGGGCAACAGGAGCUGGAGGAGGAACUGGGCGCAGCUCCAGGGAUGGGCCGGCUGCAGCGGGACAGGAGGAAAGGCAACCAGCCCAGCAGGAAGCUUCAGGAAGAAUACGGCUUUGACAGAAAAGAAUGCUUCCAAGAAUUGAAUGUCACCUUGGAUAACACUGAUCCCGCUGAGGGAGAAAACAUGGGAGGUUGGUGGCCAGAGUACACUUCACCUAACGCAGGGUUGCGGAGUGUGGUUGAAGAGUUGGAAUUGGAAAGAAAUCAGCUGCAGGAACAAAUCCUUUUUCUAGAAGAGCGUUGCCAGGAUUUGGAAGAUCGAUUGCAGCUGCAAGGUAGAAUGGAAGCUCUGCAGGUAACGUUUGGUGUAGAUGAAGAAGGGCAGCUAUUGAGGGCGGUGCAGAGUGAAAAUGAACGUUUGCAAACUCAGCUCACCCAGUUACGCAGCCAACAAAUGCGAGACGCAGAAAAGCAUCAAAUUCUGAUCUCCAGCUUGAACGAGCAGCUUAAAGGAUUAAGUGACAGAAAUAGCUUCCUUGAAACAUCACUCGGAGAAAAAGAGCAAAAGCUGUUGAGCGUGACCAAAAAACUAGAACAAAUUGAAACUUUGAGGAAACAGCUUAAAGAAAAGGAUCUUCUGAACAAAGAGCUUGGUGAAAAGUUUGUGCAUACGGAGCAAAAACUGAACGAAGCCUUAAAGAAAUGCAGCGUCUAUGAAGUGGAGAACACUGAGCAGAAAACCAUCAUCAACGAUCUGACGGAAAAAGUCGCUGCACUGAAGGAAAAGACUUUGAAACAAGACGGCGUGGUGGAGUCGAUGCAGCUGGAUCUGGACCAGACAAAUGAAGAGCUUGACAAAUUGAAUACCAGCCAUUUAGAGGAACGAUCCCAACUUAUUCAAGAUCUCCAGAGAUGUGAAAGGGAAAUGGAUAAUCUUAAGGAAGCGCUGGCAGAAAAAGACAGGGAGAUGUCGCUCCUGACUUUGAGUAUGACAGAAUAUUCCGAACAGGUUCUUGUCCUGAAGCGUCACGUGCAAUGCAAAGAGGAAGAAAUACGAGGGAUGGAAGAGGCUUUAUCAAAGGCUGAAAGAGAAACUCAUUUACUGAAAGAAGUACAAACAGCUGAUGUAAGAGAUGCAAGUGUGAAAAUAUCUGUGCUUUCUGAGGAGAGUAACGCAAUGAGACUAGAACUGGAAAGAGUUAGAGCUGAGAAUGAAGCUAAAACCAAAGAAAAUGAGGAGUUACUGAGACAAAGCAGCGAGAACAGCAUUACAAUUAAGGAUCUCCGUUCUGAAAUCAAAGCCAACGGUGUCGCGUACCAUAACAAACUCGCGGAGUGCGAGUCACAAAUUGCUUUGCUGAAAGAGCAAAUAGGUAAAUCAUCUGAAAAGCUACGAGAAACGGAGGAUAAACAAAGGAAAGAAACGGAAUAUUUGAAAUCUCAGCUGGAGGAAAACAAUACUCUCAAGGAAAAAUGGAACAGUUUGCUUAAAGAGAAAGAGAGUAAAGCACAGGCACUUGAAAAUGAGUUAAAAACAAUUAAAGAUUCACACAACAAACUGGUUUUGGAAAACGCUAAAAAAGAUGAAGAGUUGGCUGAGCUGUCUAGGAAGCUUAUAGAACAUACUGAGCAUCAGGAAACAAUUGAAAAAGAAUUACAAGAGAAACAAGAGUUCAUUAUUUCGUUAGAGCAGAAGCUGGGGGUUUUGGAGCAGCAAAAUGAAGAGACUAAACUUAAAUUAACUGACGAUCUGAAAGCCAAAGAGACGUGUUGCAAAGAACUUAAUAACCAAUUAAAUGAAAUACAUAAACAAAUUAACAAAAUGGAAAUAGAGACACAGGAGAAAGCUUCAGCUAAUAAGCAAUUGCAGGCAGAUCUUGAAGGGAGAGAAGAGAAAUUGGCAGAGCAGAUAAAAGUGAAUGAAUCUCUGAAAAAAAGUAUAGAUAUGGUGGAAAAAGAGAAGGAACAGCUAAUCAGUGAAAAGGAGAAUUUGUCCAAACUCCUGGAUGCAAAAGAAUGUGAAUUGUUCAAGAAAAUCCAGGCUGUCACAGAAAUAGAGAAAAAGUUAUCUGUUAGCACUGCUGAGUACGAAAAAACUCUUUCAGUACUAAAUUGUGAUAAAAACAAUUUGGCAAAAGAGAUGGAACAACUUUCGGUACUUGCCAAGCAAAAAGAAAAUUCAGUUGCAGAACAGCUGCAGGAGAAAACAAAGGAGUGUAAUGUGCUGGCUGGUGAGUUGUGUGAAAGCAAGGAACAGGCACAACAGUUGCGUGAACAAAUGCAAUCACUUCUGAUUCAGCUGGAGGAUACUAGAGACAAAGGCAUAAAGAAAGAAGAAAUGUUAACUAAUAAGUUAUCUGAAUGCAGUACCCUCAUCCAAGAGCUCAGCCGUAGUAAGGAAGAGAAUUCGCUACUGCAGGAACAAAUUCAAAGCAUAACUUUGAACUUUGAAGCUGCAAACAGGUCUCUAGACGAGAAAGUCCUUCAAAAUGAUUCAUUGCGUAAGGAAAUGGAAGAGAGUAAAUUCCGUAUUGUAGAGUUGCAGGAUGAAAUUAAAAAUCUUGAAGAUGAAAAGACAAAGUUGUCUCAGUUGGUAGAGGAAAGAGACCUGACUGUAAGAAGUCAGGGGUCAGAACUUGAGAAGUUUCAUAGGCAAAUUUCGGAAAAAACGGAGGAGAGUACAGCGUUAAAUAAUCAGCUACAGCUCUUAAGCAAAGAAGUGGAUGUGCUUAAGCAUGAAAAGGAGGACUUGUCAAGUUUAUUGAGCAAAAAGUCCCAGGAAUGUGAAGUUCUUCAGUCACAGCUGGUACAGCAACAGUCCGAAAUCACUUCAGCGAGGCAACAAGCACACACAGCAGCUCUGGAAAAUGAAAAAUUGAAAGCAGACAUUGAAACAGUUAAUGUUACGGUAAUGAAAAAGUCAGACGAAGUAGCUGCUUUAACCUCACACUUGUCUCAGCAGAGUCAUAAUAUUUUAGCUCUGAAGGACCAAAUUGAUGGCCUGUUGAUUGAAAAAGAAAACUUUAAAUCUGCCUUUGAAGAAAAAGAAAGUCUCCUUUCUGAGAAGGAGGCUUUGAUUCAGCAAAUGAAAGACAGUAAGAUGGCAGGAGAAGGGCAAUAUGUGCAAAUAAUUUCAGAUCUGCAAAACCAACUCCAAGCCCUAGGUUUGGAAACUAGCCAGCUUAGAAACGCAAUGCAGGAAAAAGAAAAUGAGCUUAAGAGGCAAACCCAGGAAUUAAAGUUAUUAAAAGAUAAAUCUGAGGAGUCUGAUGUACUGAGGGUUCAACUGUCUGAGAAUAUGGAGGUUAUUUCUGACCUUCAAUAUCAGCUUAGAAAUGUGACAGAAAAAUCAUCCCAGUUGAAUGAUGCAAUUAUACAGAAGGAUGAGUCUUUAAAGCAAAAGUUAGAUGACUACAUCAGUUUAAAAGCAAAGCUUUCUGAGGUCCAGGAAUCUUCUGUUUUGCAGGAGAAACAGUUAGAGCUUUUGUCCUCUGAAGCAGAACAAUUAAAAGCGCUUGUUUCAGAAAAAGAAUUAACCAUCAACAAUAUUUCAUUAUUUAGUGAGAAUUUAAAGACGCAGCUUCAUGAGAAAGAGAAUGAAUGCGAGGUCGUAAAGAAGCAGGUGGUAGAGUUGGAGGAAGUGAACGUGAGUUUACAAAAAGAAAUACAACAUCAGAAGAAUGUAAUAAUUGAGAUGGACAAGUCCUUAUCAGAAAAGGAAUCGUCUCUUAUGGAAAAUAAAAGUCUCCUCAGUACUCUGAAGGAGAAUGCAAGGAAGGAUGAAGAGAAAACAAAUCUGAUUUCUGAGCUCCAAAGUCAGGUAGAUGAACUAACCCAAGAACUACAGAAAUCGAAAGAACAGGUCCACGAGAAAGAAAAGGCCCUUUUAUCUCUUCAGGAGAAAACUGAAGCACAGGAAGAACUAAGAACUGAGCUGAAUGCGGCGCUUGGGCAAAAGGAAGAAGUUAUUGCUGGGCUGCUGAAUUCUUUAAAGGAGAAAGAAAGCAGUAUACAGUCGGCAGAUUGCAACGUUGGCGUUCUUUCUGGUGAGAUUGAGAGUCUCAGAGAAAAACUAGAGAAAAGUGAUGCAGCCAUGGAAAACUUCACUAAGGAAUUGCAGAAAAAGAACGAGGAGCUCGAUAUUAAUCAGAAGCAAAUUGAUUCGUUGACUUUGGAACUUGACUUUCUGAAAAAUGAACACCAAAAAGCACUAGACCAGAUAAGUACGUGGGAAGAACAAUUGCAGCAAAAAGAGUUGGCUGUAGAGUCUCUGCGUGUGAAAUGCAUCGAACAGGCGGAUAACAUAGCGUUUUUGAAGUUAGAGCUGGACAACGUAAAUUCCAAAUCAUCUCAAGACUGCCACGAUAAUGCACUUUUAAUAAGUAGUCUGCAGAGCCAGGUAGAGUCUUUAGAGGAAGCAAAACAUCUGUUACAGGAAGAUGCUGAUAAACUGAAUAUGGAAAACACAGAACUUACUAUAUCUCAAAAUCACUUGCAAAGGAAAGUGGAAGAGCUCCAAGAGAUCAAUGAAAAACUAGAAACCAGUGAGAAGUUUUCAAGGAUGCAGAUAGAUGCUGUUCGACUGCAGAUGAAGACUGAAAAAGAGAAGUUACAGAUGCAGGUUAGUGUGAAGGGUGAAGAACUUUCUGAAUUACAACUUAAAUUUGAAAUGCUAGAGAAAAGUCUACUUGAGUCAGAAAACAAAUGGGUGACAGAACUUGGUAGGGCAACGUUACAAAAUAAUAAUCUCACUGAGCAAUUGAGCAGUUUAGAAAGUGAAAUGAGGUCAAAGGACAGCAAAAUCCAGUCUUUGCAGCAAGAGCUGGAUCUUAUAAACCAGGAAUUAACUCAAAGCUUAUCUCCGCUACUUAGUAGUAGGCUUUUAUGUAAAGAAAAGGAUGCACAGACUUCAGAUUCUGAACUGCAGCUAACUGGUAGUAAAAUUCAGUUGGAAAAAUUCUCCGCUCUGAUAACCGCUAUUUUGAGCAAAGAGACAGAAGGAGAACAAUUGCAACUGAUGCUUUUAGAAAAACAGAAAGAAAUAGACAUCCUGAAAGAUGAACUAAAAAGUAUGCAGUCACUUGAGAAGCAGAAGGAAUUGCUGCAGAAUGAUAUGGAAAAGAUGGAGGGCAAAUACAAAUCUGAACUUGAAUGUCUGUCAAAAGAAAUGGUCACAGUCAAGGAAACAUUAUGUAAACAGCAGUCAAUCUUGCAAGAAAGGGAAGAGGCUUUUGCGGAAGUAAAUAAGCAGGUAGAAUUUCUUCAAGAAAAGAUAGCUAAAUCAGAAGAAAUAGUAAGAACUAGUCAAGAAAAACUCCACAUUGAAGGUAAAAAAGUAGCAAGUCUCCUUGAAGAAAUAGGAGAAAAAGAUCAACUCAUCAAAAACUUAACUUCCCAGGUAAAUCAGCAGAAGGAUUUAGUUUCUAGUCUAAGCCAGCAAGUGAAAGAAAAGGACUGUUCUGUUACCCAGAUCAUGGAAUCGUUGUCUAAUGAAAUGCUGAAUUUUUCCGAAGAGAGAAAUAGAUUAAAUACCAAACUGCAAGAGCUUGAAGCUGUUCGUAAUAGUUCUGUAGGAGAGCUAAACAGAGUAUUGCAGGAACUAGAGGAUUGUAAGAAAGAGCUGGAACACAGUCAGGUGACGUUAAGCAGUAGAGAAGCUGUGUUUAAAGAUUUAAUGAAUGAGAAAGAAGAGAUGCAGUUUAAUCUUGAGAAAAUGGGCAAGGAAAAAGAGAACCUGAAAAAGAAACUUCAAGCAGCGUUGAUAGUAAGAAGAGAUCUAAUGCAGAAAGUUGGGAAACUAGAAAAGAGUGGACAGGAAGAAAUAGAAAAAGAGCAAAAAAAAGCAGAGGAGUUGUUGGAAAAAGUGAAUGAGUUAACAGACAAGCUGAAACUAGUUGAAGUACAGAAUAAAGAUUUUGAGUUUCAUCUUGGAACUUUGAAGCAACAGCUUUUAGAAAAAGAUGCUAAAAUAAGCGAUUUGACUGAAAUUUUGUCUUCGAAAGCCUCUUAUGUAGAGGAACUUCAGGGCAACAUUGCAAAACUAAAUGAUGUCAUUGCUGAAAAACAGAAUAUAUGUGAGCAGAACCUAAAAUCUUUAGAGGAAAAGGAGCGCAUGCUCGCUCAUAUGCAAUCUGUGCUUGAUGAAAAAGCAAGUGCAUAUGAAGAGGAACGUUCUCAGCUGCUCUUAGCUGUUGAGAAGGUAAAGUCUGAAGUUAAGAAGGAGGAACUUUUGAAAAAUUCCAGUUCAGAAGAUCCUGGUUUGGGUGCUGGGGACAGGCAGAAGCGUACGGACCCCAACGAUGAUAUUAACGUCAUGAAUCAAUUAAAAAAAGAAAAGGAAGCCUUACAGAGGGAGCUUGUGGUCAGGGAAGAAGAUAUGAAACAAAUUCAGAAAGAAAGGGAAGAGCACAGUAAACUUGCAGCAGCUUUUGAUGAACAAAAAAACCACCUUGAGCAGCUCAGACAAGAAUAUAAAGCACUCCGGGAAGUUCUUCAAACGAAAUGUAAAGACCUUGACCUUAAUCAGUUAGAGGAGCAUCCUCUAGGGAAAGAACUGGCUUCACCUGUGGCGCUGCUGGGAGAAGAAGCAGCUGAUAUAUGGAAUUUGGAAUCGGACAAACCAAAAAGCGAGGUUCAGGUUGCAUCCUUAAGAGAGUCUGAAAACACAACCACUUCAGGGGCAAAUAGAGACACUGAGCUGAAAGAAUUAAGAAGUAAUUAUGCGAAACUUCAGGAGGAAACAGAAGCAUUAAAGAAAGAGUUGAGAAAAAUAUCGGUUGGAUUUGGUGAUGAAAGAGAAGAAACGGUCAACGUAAACUCUUUGAGACAGCAGGAGCAACGUAAGGGCAGCUUCUUGGAGGACAUAAAGCUGAUAGAGAAAAAGCUGAAAGCUUAUGAGGCUGAAGCGAUAGACAUUAAGACAGCGCUUGAACGUGUGAAUAAUGAGAAAGAAGCGCUUAAUAAAAAAAGUGAAGAGGAUUACAGGAUAAGCCAGGAGAAACUGCAGAGAUUGAGAACUGAAGCUGAGAAGGAGGUUGCAGAAAAGGACGAGGAAAUAGAAGCGUUGCGUUGUUCACUCAUGGAUUUAAAAGAUAAACUUGAUCUGGAAAAGGAAGCAUUAAAUAAAGCUAUAAAGGAGGGGCAAGAAGAAGCCUCCCAUUACAAAACAGCAUUUGAAGAAAUGAAGGGUGAAAAAGAGAAACUUGUCAGUUGUUUAGAAAAGUCUAGUUUGGAACUAAUGGAUGUGAAAAAGGAGGUAAAACAUUUCAGUGAAGAAAAUGAAAAACUUCUGGCAGAGCUGCAUAUGCUACGUGAGAAGGCUGAGAUGAGUAAACCUGUAGCGUCGUGUAAAGAGCUUAAGGAAGAAAAUGAUACUGGAAAAGAUGAUUACUCUGGGAAAACUAAACUGAGAGAAGCAACAGAAUGUCAGAUCCAGAAACAAAUGCAAACGAUUGAAGGACCACUGGCAAAAAUGGCAAAUGUAAAUGAUUCUAAACCGCAGGAGCAAAGAGCUACAGCAGAAGACAAGUCCAAAGAGCGCCUUCAAAGGAAAUUACAGGCGGCUUUAAUAUCGCGUAAAGAAGCCCUGAGAGAAAAUAAAUGUCUAAAAGACCAGAUUGAUCAGCUGAUGUUGGAAAGAGAAGAACUGGUGAACAAGACAGGUAUGCUUGAACACUUGUUAGAGCUUGGUAGAGAAAACCAAAGUUCCAGUAGCGUUUCUCUGUUGGCUGAAGAGGAGAGCCUUGUUUCUGAAAAUGCCAGGCUGUUGACCGAAAAUGAAAACCUGACCGCGGCAUGUGAAAGUCUUAAAUCCACCAUGGAGACUAUAGUACAGGAAAAAGAGGCCUUUUCUUUCCAACUAAAUACCUUAAAAGAUUCUCAGACAGUUGAAUUAACAGGAUGGAAGGCUAAGCAUAGUGAAUUAAAGCAGGAGUAUGAAUCACUUCUUCAGGCUUAUGAGAAUAUCAGUAGUAAAAUAGCAGAUAUGAGGCAAGUUAUUGAUCUCACUAGAAAAGAGAAGCAAGAGGCUGUUCAAAGACUCAGGGAAGGCGAAUCUGAGAAGGAGGCUCUUGAGAAGCAUUUACAAAAAGUUAUUGAUGAAAAUGAGGUUAUUAAGAACCAACUGAAGCAACUCGGUGAAUCCAAGAAAAUGGAAGUUGCUGAAUUACAACGGAAAGCAGAAAGGCAGAUAUGUGAGCAAGAGGCGAGGAUGCAAGAACACCAGGAUCGUCUUCAUGAACUCACUGAGCAGAAUCAUCAGCUAAUGGAGGAAAACGAGCAGCUGAAACAAACUUCUGAAAAUUUAAAGCAGGCUUUAGAGAAAAUUCAGAAUGAAAAUGAUGUCCUUCAUAAUAACAUCACUGUAACUAAAGCAGCGUUGGGAGAGCUCCAGGUUCAGAUGGAAGUGUACCAAAAUGAUACGCAGUCUAAAAUUGAUGAUGCGUUAUAUGAGAAGGAAUCAUUGUUAAAGGACGUUAGUGUGUUAAAGGAUAAACUCUCUGAAAAAGAACAAGAUGUGCUUGUCCUGGAACAAGAAAUUAAGUUAAUUUCGGAAAAAGCAAAAGAAAACGAAAAGUCUUUAGACCAUAAAAAUCAUUGUCUAACGAAGCUGGACAUGGAAUGUAAAAGUCUUACACAAGAAAUUAUUAAUCUAAAUGAAAAAGUUAAGAUUUUAGAGGAUGAUAAAUGUCUGUUACAGGAAGAAUUAGAAAAUGUACAAGAAAGUUCUUACAAAGUAAAGAAUGAGAGAGAGUUUCUUGAGACAGAAUUGCUUAAUCAUGUUAAAAAGAUUGAUCAUCUUACUGAUAGGAUGAAAUCAGCACAGGUACAGAAUAACUUGCUAUUACACCAGCUGGAAGAAUUAAAGGCAGAAAAGUGUAAUGUGAUUAGAGAAAAAGAAGAACAGCAGCUACACCUCGUAAAAGUGUUUGAGGAGAAGGUGAAAAGUGCUCAGAGGGAUAACAAUGGAAGCAAAAACAAAACGAAAGAAUUGCAAGAACUCUUAAAGGAGAAACAGCAGGAGAUCAACCACUUGCAAAAGGAUUCUAUAAAGUUCCAGGAGCUGAUCCUGGAUUUGGAGCGAUCUGUGAAACUGUCACAAUCAAAAAGUGAAAAAUUUGAAAAGGACUUAAGUAACACGUCAGAAAAGCUUACAAAGUCAAAUGAAGACAUAUGUAAUCUCAAGGGGCAGCUUGCUUCUCAAAUGAACUUGGUGGAUCAGUUAAAGGAUGAAGUGGACAGGCUUACAGAUGAGAAUCUAAAUUGGAGAAAAGAACUUAAGAACAAAGAAGACAAACUACAAAUUCAAAAGAGAGAAUAUGAGAGAGAAUUGGAAUUUAAUCUUCAACAAUUAAAGUCGGUUCAUAAAAGAGAACUUUUGAACCUAGAGGAAAAACAUGGUGCCCUUCAGAGAGAGAAAGAGAGGGCAAUUAGUGAGGUCCGUGGUUUGCAAGAGGAAGCUGGAAUUAAGGACUCUCAAACCAAAAAACUUCAGGCAGAUUUGAACGCAGCUUUGGCACGAUUAGCUGCUUUUACAAAGUGUAUGUCCUCUCUUCAGGAUGACCGGGACAGGGUCAUCACUGAAAUGAAAACCUGGGAAAUGCAGUUCAAAGAGGCCAUCCAAAAUAAGGAGAAACAGAUAGAAGACAGCAAUAAAAUAAUAACGUCUUUGCAAGAUGAACUGAAAGACAAAAUGGCUCAGAUUCAAGAGCUGAAUAUCAAAUAUUCUGUGGUGGAGGAAACAAAGGAUGAACUGUACUUGAGGCAAAAAUCUGUCGACACACAGCGCUACGAAGAGCUCUGCAGAAUAAAGGAAGAAAAUACGUUUUUUCUAAACAGGCAGCGAGAAUUGGAGAGUCUUCUUCAGUCCAAGGAGGAGGCUUUGCAAACACUCCUGAAAGAAAACUAUUCUCUUAAUCAUCUCAUAGAGAAUAGUAAAAGUGCAGGAAGAGAGAUAAAAGCUCUGGAAAGUCAUUUUACGAGACAGGAACAAGAAUUGCAAGAGCUCGUAGCUGAGAAAGACAAAAUGAAUGCUGAGUUGCAAAAGCAGAUUACCAUUUCUGAGCAAAUGAAGAUCAUGCUAAAUAAUAAAGACAAAGAAAUUUCCUUACUCAUUUCUUCCAAAGGUGAUGAAAUUUCUGACUAUCUGAUUCAGGUACAAACUCAACAUAGGAAACAAAUCGAGGAGUAUGAACUUCAGUUAAGGUCUUUGCAGAUAGAGAGACAACAAUCCGAGGAGUCGUGUCAGAGGAUGGAAAAUGAACUGAGGAAUCUCCAGACGAAAGCGGACAAAGCAGGUCAAGAUAAGGCCGCAAUUGCCAGUGAAGUAGAUGCCUUUAAAAAAUCCAUGUCGUCUCUUCAGAAUGAUCGGGAUGAUCUCUUGUCUAAAUACAAACAACUGGAACAUCUUCACCAAGAUGUCUUAAAUCAGCGGGACAGUCUUAUAGUUAGCAAUGCAAGUGAGAAUAAUGCUUUGAAACAAGAGUUAAGGGUGCUUCUCAAUCAGAUCGAUGAUCUUCACUCUGCAAACGCGAUGCUAAGUGCACAACUGAUAAAGUACAGGGAAGACCUUAACCAGGUUUUAUCUCUGAAAGACCAUCAGCUGAAAGACUUACUUAAGCAGAAAUUGGAUUGCAUUAAAAGCCUUGAACAGGAAAAAUAUGACCUUCAAAAACAAAUGAAGGAAAUGCAACUUUCCAGUCAACUGCAGAAGGAUACUACUGAGUCUUUGGAACAUGAAAAUAAAAAAUUAGUGUCUAAAGUAAAUGAUUUAGAAUCUUUAAUUGCAUCAUUAAACAAAGAGAAACUUGUUUCUGAAUCCGGAGAGAAACUGCUUACUAGUGAUAGCAUUCAGAAAAUAGAAAGUGUAUCCAGUGCCCAGUUUGGAGAAAAUCUCCAGAAGAAGGUUCAGGAAAUCAAUAAAUCAAAAGGCAGAAGUACUAAGGGUGCAGAUGAGGAAUACAGUAACGCUCUUUUGACACUUGGACGUGGAGAGGAAUCUGAUGCUCUUACUGAGAAGAUGAUAUUAGAAGUUCAGACUCAAAAUAGUGAGCUGAGGUCCCAAAAUGAGGCCUUUGGGAAAGCGAUGACUGCUCUGCAAAAUGAUCGAGAUAGGAUCAUAGAGGAGUUAAAGGUUCUUCAGAGCAAAUACACCUCUCAACUAGAGACUGAAAAAAAGAAAGGAGGUGAACUUGAGGCUGAAUUGAAUGGCUUUAAAUUGCGUCUUCUCAGUGUGCUUAAAGAAAAUUCUCUUCUGAAUCGGGCUAUUUUUGCUGCUGCAGAUAAGGUUACACUUGAUGAGAUUGCUGAUGAGAUUGGAAAUGUCUGUAGGACGUUAGUCAGCCGGGAGAUGGAGAUGAGCAGGCUCUCAUCCGCCUGUGGGAAUUAUGUUGACCAGAUUGACGCGUUUUCCAAGGCUAUGGCCAGUCUUCAGGAUGACCGAGACAAAUUGCUGCAGGAGCUCAGCAAUCAGAAGGCUAAAGAAGGAGCUGGCCUUGCUGCUGUUGAAAUAUCAAAACUGAAGAGCAAGGUUGAUGAUCUGGAGAAGACGUUGCAUCAGACAAAAGCCUUCCAAGCAGAAACUGAGCGGGAGAUUGCAUCGUACCAGAAUGAGCUUGCUGCAUUAAGAAUGGAGAAAAACCUCCUCGUGUCAGAGUCUCUGGCACUGCGAAAUCAAUAUCAAAUCACCGCUGCUGAGAAAGAUCGACAGAUUGCAGAGCUCCAGAAGGUACAACAGGACAUGAUUGUGAAGAAAUCAGUCUCCACCGGCAGCAAUUACCCAGUCAAGGUUUUGGAAACUGCCGCCCUCGCUGGAAGUGCCGAUGUGUCGGGGGAAAUGAAACGUGUCUUGGCUGAGAAGAAUCAGCUCCAGCAGGAGCUGCAGCGCUGCCUCCAGGAGACCCACCAGAAGGAUCUGCAUUUCCAGCAGGUUCAUUCCAAGUCGGCAGAAGAGAACGCUGUCCUGUCUGCCCAGCUGAAGACUCUUUCUCAGACUCUGAGGGAUAACCAGCUUCGAUACACCGACUUGCAGAACCGCUAUUUGAGACUGGAGAGGGAGUAUCAGACAAUGCAAGUGACGUCGUUCCAAGGUGCUGUUCAGGAUGAAACUAGAGCAGAAGUUCCCCCUGGAGCGCCACAGGAAAGAUCUGCGGUUAUUGUGGAGAUAGACAAUAUGGAGCUAAAUGAACUCAGAAAAAGGCUUACGGAGACCGAGCAACAAUAUGAUUCGGUGCAGCAGGCUCUGGCACAGCUGACAGAAGCACUGGCGGAAGAGAAGAGGAGGAGAGAAGCUGCAGAAGAGGCUCUUGGACUCUCCGAGGAGCAAAGUAACAGAUUUGAAGCAGGCAGUUACAGGUCUGUUCCUAGCGACUACACUGUUCAGAUGGAAGCUGAGGAGGAAAGGGAAGCCUUAAUCAUCAACCCCAGCGAACAUAUUGUUGUCCGAAAGAUGAAAGGAGGAGCCCUUUCCUUCAGAAGAUGGCUUCGGGGGCGAAGUUUGUACUGCUCGAAGCUGCUGACCUCCAGAGCAAAAUCCCGCUAUUUAUUCCUCACCUACCUGGUGACGCUACAUCUUGUUGUUUUACUGUGCCUCACUGGUGUCCUCUGAAUACGCUGUGUUUGCUGGGUGAAUUAUUUCCCUCUAGGUAAUGGUGUGCCAAUUCAAGGUAAUAGACUUUUCACAUGCUGCUAAGCUAUGCACUGGACACAGUUGUAUAUAUUCUUGUUACACUACAUGAAUCUUACGCUUCUUAAAAGAAAUUUGUGUAUAUCACAGUUGCUCCAAAGUUGACUUGAAUUGCUCUUUACAGUGGAAUAUUAUAUUUGCUAAGGAGAAAAUAUUCCCCUCUGUUUGCCCUAUAAAGAAACUGCUGCACACAAGUUAUUUAAUAUUGUUUGUGAGUACAUAAUGAUUGAUUACUACUGAAUGGGCUGUAAAUGAUAUCUUUUCUAUAUAAAUUUUAUUUUAAGAGUUGAUCUAUAAAUUUUAAAGGAAUAUUCAGCUAUUACUGUUUAUUGACUUCUUGAUUAUAACAAGAAGUUUUAGAGUGCAAUAAAGGAAGAACUACUGGGGUUUUGAUUUCUUUUUUUGGACUGAAAAUAAAAGAUUGAAGGUGGUUGUUCUUUGGCCAUACAGUUUGUGAUGGCUCUGCCAAGGUACACAGAUAUGUAUAUGGUAAUGAGCCAAGCUGAUGAUUAAAGAUUCAGAAUUGAGAUGA